AUGCCAAUACCCACUCGCUCCCUGUCGUUUCGGGAGCCCCGUAAACAGCCCACUACACUAGGUCGUUCAGCUUCGAUCCGGACAGUAUCCACCAGCACAAAGGCAGCGACGGGCGGUACACCUUCGAAUCCAGCAGCCAGUAACGAAAAUCUCUCGACCCGAGGCAAGAGCUUGUUGCCAGUCCGCGAUGACAGCCGAUCGUCGAGUCCGUUGCGAUCUCAGCCACAACAAGAUAGCCGGAUUGCUCAGCGAGUGAGCAAGCCCGAACAAGACAAGCUAUCCGGCACACCGACCCUGGCGAGUCGUCGCCGAAGUCUGAUUAAACCGACUCCAUUGAAGACCGCCCCUUCUCCUGCGAAGGCUACUACCGUGUCUACAACACCAAGACGAACUAGUUUAGCGCCUUCGCUGCCCUCUCCAGCGAAGCAAAAUGGGCGUCCAACAUCGCCGAAGAAGACAGAAAUGCCUCCCCCGCCUCGGCCGUCGAGGUCGGCUUCUUUGCGACAGCCAGCGAGUUCAAGUUCGGGGCCUCCUACGCCAAGGAGUCAUGCGCGACACCGUAGUCAAGUGAUUCCUCCCACUUCUAGUCAAAUCUCUAGGAAGACAGAUCCGCCAUCGGCACCAAGCACACCACAUUCCAGGACUCAAUUUUCAACCUACCAGCAACAGUCCUCCCCGAAGAAGCUCGGCAGGCCGUCCACCGCUGCCCCAUCGGCUAGUGCAUCUACAGAGCUGGACCCUUCCUUGAUACCCUCCUCACUGCCAGACGUUGCCGCGCUACAAACCGAACUCUUACAGUUGAGCCUUCUGCAUCUGUCUUCGCUGCGAGAGGACGCCGAAUGGAAAGCCAGCGCAGAGAAACAACUACAGAUAAAGUACAACACGGUCGCAGAAAAGUAUCGCUGCGUUGUGAAAGAGGAAAAGGAAUAUCAGCAGCGACUCAAUGGACAAGCGUUGCACUGCUGGCUCAAGAAUUCCAUUGAACAUAAUGGCCACCAAGGGUUUGAAGUACAAAUCCAAGUCCUUUCAGGGGUUGCGCAAGAAGUGUGCGAUUUAUCUGACCUUUUAGGAGGCAGAUUUACGUUAGCCGUGCAGGAAUUUGAAUCCUGGUUCCGGAACGUUGAGGAGAUAAAGACCUGUCGACAUUACCAGGGAGGAUCGGACCUUGAUGUUUUCAUCGACCCUCUCGAUCGCGUUUGGAAGGAAGAAGUGCACGCGGUGACUAUGAAACUUGAAUUAUGCUCGAGGCAACUGCAGAGUCUGGAUAUAAUGGGCUACGGGGAGGUAGAACAGCUGGAAGGUUCCAGCCUUUAUCGGACUGCAAAGGGAUUAGAUGAUAUGGUGAAUUCGAUGAUCGAGGAGUUGAACACCAUCCGUAAGAUCGAAGCGGACGUCGUAAGAUCGGAAAGGCAGUGGGUGAGUCAGCUCAGCCAGCAGGUGGCCUCCACGAGAUCACUGGAGAAGAGGAUCCCCCGAGUUGGAAUGUGGAGAACAUAG
Messenger RNA from Aspergillus bombycis, 1497 nucleotides. RefSeq lists its product as uncharacterized. The transcript is spliced from 2 exons. The record is from RefSeq and is a predicted model, not a curated record. Bases 1 to 1497 code for a protein of 498 amino acids. NCBI's taxonomy places the organism in Eukaryota, Fungi, Ascomycota, Eurotiomycetes, Eurotiales, Aspergillaceae.